UAGCCACUGCCUCGAACGACUGCGCGUGUUGUCUUCGACUCGUGUAGCACUAGCAAUUAGUCAACAUUAAUUGGAUUGCAUUUAAUGCAUAUCCAUAUUAUACGGUAAAGUGAAUUGUAAUCUAAUCGACACCGACACGUUAUUAGCACACAUCAUCAGCGCAACGAGCACAUGGCAAUUAUAUUGCUUGGCUUGGUUACCUAUGCCACGAAUAUACCCGCCAAUGGGCUGUACUUUCUAAGCUAUGAGAUCAUGACGGACGAGUACAAGCGUCGCUUUAAUCGGCCAAAUGUUGAUCUGAUUCCGGCUAUUAUCGCAGGUGGCAUGGCUGGCAUAUUUUACUGGAUUGGCGGUAUGCCGGCCGAUGUGCUGAAAAGUCGUUUACAGUCUGCUCCCGAUGGUACUUUUGAUGGCAUAAGGGCAGUUUUUAAAGAUCUAAGGAAAAAUGAUGGCAUCUCAGCACUAUAUCGUGGGUUUACACCCGUUAUACUUCGUGCGUUUCCGGCCAAUGCGGCGACCUUCUUUGGAAUUGAGCUAGCCAAUGCAAUCUUUCGUCAAGUCGCACCAAAUUUUUAAGAUGUUUUACACCUCUUUUAGUAGCAAUCAUUUUUAAAUUAAACUU
This is a messenger RNA of Drosophila navojoa, 622 nucleotides long. RefSeq names its product carnitine/acylcarnitine carrier protein colt, mitochondrial (gene colt). Lineage: Eukaryota; Metazoa; Arthropoda; Insecta; Diptera; Drosophilidae. Gene Ontology annotation, molecular function: O-acyl-L-carnitine transmembrane transporter activity. The record is from RefSeq and is a predicted model, not a curated record. Gene Ontology annotation, cellular component: mitochondrial envelope. Gene Ontology annotation, biological process: mitochondrial transport; carnitine transmembrane transport.